Molecule: messenger RNA, 1585 nt
Organism: Adineta steineri
Lineage: Eukaryota; Metazoa; Rotifera; Eurotatoria; Adinetida; Adinetidae
Source: the annotation of a GenBank genome assembly
UAUAGAUCCAUUAAAAUCUACAUCACCUGAUAAUCAACCAACUAUUGCAAAUGAUACAAUACCAAUAUUUUCAAUUCGAAAAAUUUAUAAAAAUUUAAUUUUACUUUCUCUAUCAUUUAUUAUUUUAUUUACGGCUUAUAAUGGUAUGGUAACACUUCAAUCAAGUUUAAAUACAAAAAAUAAUGUUGGUGUUAAUUCUCUGAUUAUAACUUAUUCUUUUUUGAUCUUUAGUUCUAUAGCUCUUACUGGUGUUUGUAUGGAUUUAUUUGGUCUUAAAUUUACGAUAAUAAUUGGUGCAAUUGGUUAUAUAUUUUAUAUAGCUGCUAAUAUAAAACCUUUACCAGUACUUAUGUAUAUCAGUGCAGCUCUUGUUGGUUUAGCUGCAGCUCCAUUAUGGACAGCAAAAGCUACAUAUCUUAAUCAAAUAGCUCGUUAUCAUUCUCAACAUAAAAAUCAAAGUCAUGAAAUAUCCGUUAGUUUAUUUUUUGGUAUAUUUUUUGCAUUAUUUGGUACAAAUACAAUUUGGGGUAAUGUAAUAUCAUAUUUUGUACUUAAUCAAUCUAGUGUUGCACAAAAAAUAAAUUGUGGAGUUCAUUUUGAUCCUACAUCAGCUUCACCAACAAAUACAACUCAAAAUGUAGAUGAUACAACACGUUAUAUUCUUUGUGGAAUAUUUACUGGAAUGGGUUUAUUAUCAAUGUUACUCUUAUUUUUAACACUUGAUUCAAUUGCAUUAACACAAAAGCAAACUAUGAAACAAUUAUUAAAAAAAAGUCUUGAAGUUCUUCUAUCAUUAAAAGAAUGGAAACAUAUUGAUCAAUUUUUUCUCAUACCAAUUACAAUGUGGACAACAAUUGAAACGGCUUUUUUAACAGCACAAUUUACUCGAGGUUUUAUAACUUGUCUUAUUGGUAUUCGGUAUGUUGGACUUGUUAUGGUAUGUAAUGGAAUAUUUCAAGCAUUGAGUAGUUAUAUCUUUGGACGUCUUGUUAAAUAUACAGGACGAAUAUUUGUAUUUUCUAUUGCUGCUUUAAUUAAUUAUGCUAUGAUUAUAUUAAUGUUUCUUUGGGAACCAAAAUCAAGUCAAAUGGUUUUAUUAUUUGUAAUUGCUGGAUUUUGGGGAAUUGCAGAUGCAAUUUGGCAAACACAAGUUAUUGCUACUUAUACAGUUCUUUAUUCGGAUACUGAUCCAAGUGCUUUAGCAAAAUAUCGUUUAUGGAAAGCAAUUGGUUUUGUGAUAACUUAUAGUGAUUUAUUUGAAUAUUUACAUAAAUUGUUUGUCGAUCGAGGUUAUUCAUUCGAUGAAAAUAAUCAAGAUAAUUCAGAUAUAAAUUUUUCAAUUGAUGAUGCUAUUGUACAACAUUUCUCUACAUUAGUUACUCUUCAUGGACAAACAUUAUAUAAAAAGAGUCCAAUUAGACAAGUAACACUUGAAUCAAAUACGAAAGUUUUUUUCGAUCAAAUGGGAGACAAUAGAAUUUUAUGUAUGACCGAUGAUUCAUUUGAUUCAAUUGUGGUAUUAAAAACAAUCAAUUUAUUCAAAGCAUUAGUUCAGUUUCAUUUAGGUGCAUUACCAUUUACGUAA